CGCCGUGGCAGCAGUAUUGUGAGGAAGGAGCUUGUAUGAAGCGUCGCUGUGUUCCUCUGAGAGGAGACCACAACCUGCUGACCCCCGACACACACGCACUGUCGGGGGUCAGGAACUGCCCUGUCAUCCGGGUGAGGUUGGAAGGCGUGGCCUCUCACUCAGGACACCAGAGGGACUUGUCCAGCAGUAAAUCGGCUGUGGGGUCAACGAGGCGACGCCCAGCGUCUUCAACUCGUCGCCUGAGAUUUGAAGAUGAGACAGAGACAGAGGCGGAGUCUCGUUACCAGGAGAGACAGCAGCAGAGAAGAUGGGCGGGGCAGCAGGGGACAAGUGUCUUGGUCUCCAGACUGAACCUGAACCUGUACGUCAGUGGUCAGGCGGGGCCACCUGUACCUGUUGACAGGGGGCGGAGCCUGUCCCGGCCCCAUGUCAACCUGAGGACUGAGCCAAUCAGAGAGACCUACAUUGGCCCUGUCACACCUCAGAACAAAUCCCCCUGCAGAGGGGGCGGGGCUGAGCGUGUCACCAACAUUCAGAUGAGGAGUAGAACCAAUGAGGGCACACCUACCACAGACCUGCCAAUCAACCCUUAUGCUCCUGACCAACUGACCACGCCUGCCUUCAUAUGUCCCUCCCCGUCCUCUCCUCCUCUUGUGAUGUCAGUGAUGACGUCACAGAGUGUCGGGCUCAAUGGUUCAGAGGAAGAACAGGAUCUGAACCACGACCAGGAUACUCAGGGGAGACCUGAAGGACUUGAGCCCAACAAAGAGCUCCAAUCUGUGGCAGAGCCGAGAGACCAGAGUCCCUGUGUGGAGGUGGAGGAGGGAGGAGGGAUCAGAAGGAUGAAGAACUCUUCUUCUUCCUCUUCUUCUUCCUCUUCUUCAGGGACAAGCCCAGAAGCAACAGCUGAGAGACCAGCCCCACCCAUCCAAGAGAGCAGCAGGAAUGGACGGGUCAACCAGCCAAUAAGAACAAAGCUCUACACUUCACUUCCUGAACAGUGA
Molecule: messenger RNA, 1004 nt
Organism: Pleuronectes platessa (European plaice)
Lineage: Eukaryota; Metazoa; Chordata; Actinopteri; Pleuronectiformes; Pleuronectidae
Exons: 3
Coding region: 36-1004 (322 amino acids)
Source: RefSeq, a predicted model, not a curated record